Drosophila simulans is the source of this 1702-nucleotide messenger RNA. RefSeq names its product protein commissureless 1 (gene comm). Gene Ontology annotation, biological process: axon guidance. The coding region runs from base 250 to 1362 and encodes 370 amino acids. The record is from RefSeq and is a predicted model, not a curated record. The transcript is spliced from 2 exons. Lineage: Eukaryota; Metazoa; Arthropoda; Insecta; Diptera; Drosophilidae.
UGUAGGCAUUAUGCUCUGCCAGCGAGCAGUCAGUCAACUUAUAGCCGCUCCAGCGAACGGACGCACCGAAAAUCGAGCUAUAGAAACUCUACGGCAAAUAAAAAACCCGAAAUCGAACCCAUGACUUAUAUAUAGAGCCAAACGAUUUGUUUACGUGUCGUGACGCGAGUGUGCCAGCAGUUGUGUGCGUGUGCCAGACGCAAGCAGAAAAUAAAGUUUACAAAUUAAAAUAAAUCAAAGGCAAUCACCAUGAUUAGCACCACGGAUUAUCCAACGGUGGAGACCACCACCACAGCCGAAGAGCUCUAUGCGGAGUACAUAUCCGCGCCGGCCAGCAGCAUGAGUCCCGCUGCAAUUGCCGAGCACCUGCAGCAGAAUCAGAUCACCUUCGAGAUACCCAGUGCCCACGAUCUGCGACACAUCGACGCCCUCAACUCCUUCAACGCCCUGCUCCAGAGGAUUGGCAAUGCGGCGGUGUCCUACGAUCCCGCUCCACCCAGCGGCUGGUCCCCGGAUGGCAGCAUCAGCACCGAGCAGCUCUCCAAGUCGGUGGUUCUGGAUCUGGCUGACUUGCGGGAUAGGUCCGAGGAAUCGAGCGAAUCCUCGUGGUGGAGCCAGAUCUUCGGGGAUGCCGACAUGCAUGUGAUCAUCAACUAUCUGUGGAUCGGUGUGGUCAGCUCGCUGGUCAUUCUGUCGCUGGUCUUCAUUCUCUUCAGCUGCUACUUCUACAGGAAGUUCCGCACUUGGAAAAAAUGCAAUAAGGACAUACGUGCCCAGAUCCAUGCGGCCAGUGACUCGUACUCCUCGCACCUGGUUGGUUGCGAUGCCAGCAGACUGCUGUUGCACCAGCAGAUGCAGCAUCCACAUCAUCGGAGCAGCGAGGCUGGGUUUUACCAAAUCGAAUCGCCGCCCUGCUACACAAUCGCCACCGGAUUGCCCAGCUACGAUGAGGCACUGCAUCAUCAGCCCCGGCACUUUGCCUACGGCAUGAAGUUCGUUUAUCCCUCGUUGGCGGCCGUGCAUCAUCAUCACCAUUGCAUUUCCAAUUGGGAGAAGCAGGAGCCGCUGAAUAAGCUGCAAAAGUGCAAGCUGUCAGCGGCAGUGGCAGUGGAGGAGGAUAAAGCCGACUCCUCAUCGUCCUCGUCUGCAUCCGCAUCGCCAUCCUCUUCGGAAUCCAGCAACUUGGCCGCAGCAACGCCUGCCAUUUGCAUUAACAUGCCAAGUGGGCGGCAGGAUGAGGAGGUGGAUAAUUCAGAUUCCGAUUCCGCAGUUGCAGUUGCAGUGGCAGUAGCACAAAGUUUACAGCCGGCGGCGCCUGCCGACGAUGAUUGCGCCUCAUUGGUCGUUGUUGUUGCCGCGUGAUUGCCCACCCAGGGGUCAGGGGUCAGGGAAUAAGGGGUCAGUCGAGGGUUUAGGGCCGGGAGUAGCAGCCCAAUUGCUUAGUCACUUGUAAAUAGUUGCAUCGUCUGCUAAUGUUGUUUGCCCCAUGUAAUAACAUAUAUCUCCGAGAAUGUACCCUCCUCCCUCUAAGCAAAUUUAGUUUUGGUUUUUAGUUAUCUGUUAUAUAUUAUUGUAUUACGCAAGACUGAGUAUUAUUUAUUGUACUAUGUAUAAAACCGAAUUGUCUAUCGAUUAAGCCCUAAUAUCUAAGCGAGAGUUGAAGAAAAAAUAUAAAACUCGAAUGAACACAUUGCAAACUAAA